AUGGCGCAAAACGUGACAGGAGGAGAGGAUCGUGAUGAACAGUCAGCUGGAUCAUUGAAUCAAGGACAGCUGAAUCAACACAGCGUUGAGUUCAACGAUCCAUACUUCCUGCACAUUACAGAAAAUCCAAAUGUGGUGCUGGUCUCUCCAAUUCUAGAUGAGACUAACUAUCCGUCUUGGAGCCGAGCUAUGAAAAUGGCGUUAGAAGUGAAGAACAAGUAUGAGUUUGUCAAUGGAGUUAUUCCGAGCCCUACUGAAGCUGAUCCAAGAUCAGUAAGCCCUGCAAUAGCUGAAAGCAUCAUGUACUUCGACAAAGCCUCAGAGAUAUGGAAUGCUCUUAAUAAAAGGUAUUCGCAGUCUGAUCCCCAUAAGAUAUCUGAAGUGCAGAAUGCGAUUUAUAAAAAUGUGCAAGGAAAUCUAUCUGUUAACGAGUAUUUCACCAAAUGUAAUUCUCUGUGGCAACAAUUGAACAUCUUAAGGCCUUUGCCUAUGUGUGAGUGUACACCUAGAUGCUCAUGUACUCUCAUGGAGAAGUUGCAGAAAGAAAGGGAAGAUGACUAUGUCAUCAGAUUCCUGGAAGGACUAAGUGAGGAGUAUGAGCCUAUUAAGUCCGGAGUCCUUGUCAUAGAUCCUAUGCCAGACGUGGGAAGAGUGUUUAAUAUGACCUUGAAAUUAGAAAGGAAAAUCAAGGGAGCUAUCAGUCAAAAAUCCACAGACCUAAUUCAAGCUAAUGCAGCCCAGAAUAUGGAUGAACAGAGUGUUGUAGCCUACACAUCCUCAAGUAAUAAAAAGAAGUUCAGCAGUAAUGGAGGGAAGAAUGUGCCCAAAUGCACAUUUUGUGGUAUGCUUGGACAUACCAUUGAGAAAUGUUAUAAGAAGAAUGGCUAUCCACCAGGGUGGAUUCCAGGAUACAAAGCCAAACAAAAGGGAAAUCAGGAGGGUUCACAGUCCAUGAAUACCUUUGUGAACCAGGUGGGUGAAACUGGCCUCUCUGAUGAUCAGUUUCAAAAGCUGGUAAACCUUCUGCAAAAUCAGAACAAAGUUAGUCAGAACUCCUCCAAUGCUGCUGUUGCUCUCACUAAUCAUGGACUCACAGCAGAUUUUAAAGAUCUUGGUGAAAAUCACAGUGAAGGUAAUCUUCUCAUCAAUGCUUUUCAGAAUUCCCUAGAUGUUUGGAUACUUGAUUCUGGUGCCACAGAUCACAUAACAUGCUCAAUAGAAUAUCUUAAAAACAGUUGUCAAGUCUCUGGAAUAUCUGUGAAAAUGCCUAAUGGGAAAACAGCUGAAGUUACUCAUGUAGGAAAAGUGAAAUUGGAUAAUAAUGUGGUGUUACAGAAUGUGUUAUGCAUCCCAACUUUUGCUUUCAAUAUAGUAUCUGCUAGUAAAUUAACCAAGCAGGCAGGGUGCAAAAUUAUUGUGAAGCCUGAUUGUUGUGACAUUCAGGGACCUCUUGGAAGAGUGGAUGGUUUUGCUAAAGAAAAGGAAGGGCUCUACUUGAUUAAUAGACCUCCAAUCAGAUUGAGAAAUCAAAUGGCUGAUGAAAAGUUGAAAUUACAAUGUAAUAAUCUUAGCAUUGAUGUAUGGCAUGAUAGGUUGGGGCACUAUCCUGCUAAUAAAAUCCCAUCAUUGAAAGGAAUAAACAUUACUUUUCCUGUUAAGAAUGUUGAAAUGGUCUGA
Messenger RNA from Ipomoea nil (Japanese morning glory), 1677 nucleotides. RefSeq lists its product as uncharacterized. The transcript has 2 exons. Bases 1 to 1677 code for a protein of 558 amino acids. NCBI's taxonomy places the organism in Eukaryota, Viridiplantae, Streptophyta, Magnoliopsida, Solanales, Convolvulaceae. The record is from RefSeq and is a predicted model, not a curated record.